GGCGCUUGCAUUGCCUGGCUUAGGGGCCACGCUGACAUCGCCCCCCCGAGGGCCUGGCUGCAGCCCCAGAGUCCCCAGGGUGGCCUGGAGCCCUGGACGGUGCCAGCAGCUGGACGGAGCGCCCUGGCUGAGGCCCAGGUGGGUGGCAGAGCAAAGGAGGAAUGGACUGUGGGUCACCUGCCACCCUCCAGUCCCACCUGGCUGGGCCACCUGGCACUGCCCACCACCCAGUGGCUGUGUGCCAGCAGGAGAGUCUGUCCUUUGUGGAGCUGCCCACCCUGCAGCCUCCGAGCCCUGUCUGUCUGGACCUCUUCCCCGUUGCCCCGGAGGAGCUGCGGGCUCCCGGCAGUCGCUGGUCCCUGGGGACCCCUGCUCCCCUCCAAGGACUGCUAUGGCCACCAUCCCCAGGAGGCCCCGACACCGAGAUCACCCCCAGCGGUGGGAUGCGGCCAAGCAGGGCUGGCAGCUGGCCGCACUGCCCCGGUGCUCAGCCCCCAGCUCCGGAGGGACCCUGGAGUCCCCAGCACCCACAGCCCCAGCGCCGGGCCAGCCAUGGCUCAGAGAAGAAGUCAGCCUGGCGCAAGAUGCGGGUGUACCAGUGUGAGGAGACCGCUGGCAGCCCCGAGGCCCAGGCCGCCCUCCUGGAGCAUGGCCGGGCAGCGAGGGAGCAGGCUCUGAGCACCGAGGAGCCCAGGCCACCGGAGCUGUCCGGGCCCACCCGAGUGGGCCUCGAGGGGCCUGAGCGGAGGCGCUUCUCAGCGUCUGAGCUGAUGACCCGGCUGCACUCCUCCCUGCGUCUGGGGCGGAACUCGGCCGCCAGGGCCCUGACCUCAGGGUCAGGCACCGGAGCAGUCCGGGAAGGGAAAGCGUCAGGAAGGGAGUCCCGCAGUGGAGAGAUGAAGGUGGUUGGCAUCGCGCCGCCAGCCCCCGUUGACCCCGCUGAGGGCCACGGCGGCUGGACCGAGCCCAGGCUGGACUCUCAGGAAGAGCCGACUCUGGGUUCGAGAAGCAGCAGCGAGCGGCGCCAGUCGCGGUUCCUCCUUAAUUCGGUCCUCUACCAGGAAUACAGCGACGUGGCCAGCGCCCGCGAGCUGCGGCGGCAGCAGCGCGAGGAGGAGGGCCCGGGGGACGAGGCCGAGGGCGCGGAGGAGGGGCCGGGGCCGCCGCGCGUCAACCUCUCCCCCAGCAGCUCCUUCCGGGCGCAGCGCUCGGCGCGAGGCUCCACCUUCUCGCUGUGGCAGGACAUCCCCGACGUGCGCGGCAGCGGCGUCCUGGCCACGCUGAGCCUGCGCGACUGCAAACUGCAGGAGGCCAAGUUUGAGCUGAUCACGUCCGAGGCCUCGUACAUCCACAGCCUGUCGGUGGCCGUGGGCCACUUCUUGGGCUCGGCGGAGCUGAGCGAGUCUCUGGGGGCUCAGGACAAGCAGUGGCUGUUCUCCAAACUGCCCGAGGUCAAGAGCACCAGCGAGAGGUUCUUGCAGGAGCUGGAGCAGCGGCUGGAGGCGGACGUGCUGCGCUUUAGCGUGUGCGACGUGGUACUGCGCCACUGCCCGGCCUUCCGCCGCGUCUACCUGCCCUACGUCACCAACCAGGCCUACCAGGAGCGCACCUACCAGCGCCUGCUCUUGGAGAACCCCAAAUUCCCUGGCAUCCUGGCUCACCUGGAAGAGUCCCCCGUGUGCCAGCGUCUGCCCCUCACGUCCUUCCUCAUCCUUCCCUUCCAAAGGAUCACCCGCCUCAAGAUGCUGGUGGAGAACAUCCUGAAGCGGACAGCACAGGGUUCCGAAGACGAAGACAUGGCCACCAAGGCCUUCAAUGCACUCAAGGAGCUGGUGCAAGAGUGCAACGCCAGCGUGCAGUCCAUGAAGAGGACCGAGGAGCUCAUCCACCUGAGCAAGAAGAUCCACUUUGAGGGCAAGAUCUUCCCACUGAUCUCUCAGGCCCGCUGGCUGGUGCGACACGGGGAGCUGGUGGAGCUGGCACCGCUGCCUGUGGCACCCCCUGCCAAGCUGAAGCUGUCCAGCAAGGCGGUCUACCUGCACCUGUUCAAUGACUGCCUGCUGCUCUCCCGGCGGAAGGAGCUGGGCAAAUUUGCCGUCUUCGUCCACGCCAAGAUGGCUGAGUUGCAGGUGAAGGACUUGAGUCUGAAGCUUCAGGGCAUCCCUGGCCACGUCUUCCUCCUCCAUCUCCUCCCCGGGCAACACACGAAGCACCAGUUCCUGCUGAGGGCCCGGACGGAGAGUGAAAAGCAGCGAUGGAUCUCAGCCAUGUGCCCCUCCAGCCCCCAGGAGGACAAGGAGAUCAUCAGUGAGGGGGAAGACUGCCCCCAGGUUCAGUGCGUCCGGACCUACAAGGCCCUGCAGCCGGAUGAACUGACCCUGGAGAAGACUGACAUCCUGGCAGUGAGGACCUGGACCGGCGAUGGCUGGCUGGAGGGGGUCCGCCUGGCAGACGGCGAGAAGGGGUGGGUGCCGCAGGCCUACGUGGAAGAGAUCAGCAGCCUCAGUGCUCGCCUCCGCAACCUCCGGGAGAACAGGCGGGUCACGAGUGCUGCCAGCAAACUGGGGGAGCCCCCCGCAUGAUGGGCGGCUGCGGCUGGUGACACCAGCUCCAGGCCCAGCCCCUGGACAGUUCUGGAGGGGGCCUGCAGCAACAUCACGCCCUCAGCCACUGCUGCUGGCACUUCUGCUUGUGGCCCUGGCAUCGAGGGCGUGGGCUGGACACAGAGACGGCACAGGCCCCCAAAGGGUCUCCCUGUCCUUGAUGCUUCCUCUGGUGUGGGGGCCACAGUGGGUGACCUCUGAUAUCUGGAAAAGACUUGGGUCCCCUCCCUUCCGUGCCCCUGGCUGUUGGUCCUCCUGGCAGGGACCUGGCUGGGGAAGGGGCUGGUGCUGAUGGAUACGGGGACCUGUGUGUAUCGGGGGUCUCCUCCCUGGCUGGAGCCUGAGUUGCUGUGACUUGUUUGUAAAUAAACUCCCCUAAUGCCUCGGC
Messenger RNA from Choloepus didactylus (southern two-toed sloth), 2991 nucleotides. RefSeq names its product Rho guanine nucleotide exchange factor 19 (gene ARHGEF19). Gene Ontology annotation, molecular function: protein binding; guanyl-nucleotide exchange factor activity. The record is from RefSeq and is a predicted model, not a curated record. Gene Ontology annotation, biological process: regulation of actin cytoskeleton organization; activation of GTPase activity. The transcript has 16 exons. Bases 162 to 2582 code for a protein of 806 amino acids. NCBI's taxonomy places the organism in Eukaryota, Metazoa, Chordata, Mammalia, Pilosa, Megalonychidae.